Messenger RNA from Arabis nemorensis, 1056 nucleotides. NCBI's taxonomy places the organism in Eukaryota, Viridiplantae, Streptophyta, Magnoliopsida, Brassicales, Brassicaceae. The record is from the annotation of a GenBank genome assembly.
AUGGAUAUGAAUGAUGCAUCCACGGGAACUUCAAACUCAAGCGACGACUCUUUCUUGCCUCUCAAGAAACGUUUGAGACCUCUUAACGACGCAUCUGACAAUGCCCUAGUGGUUGCAAAAAAGACCAUUGUAAAGUACAAAGGAGUUGUUCAGCAGCAGAAUGGUCACUGUGGGGCUCAGAUAUACACAGACCAUCGAAGGAUUUGGCUCGGUACUUUCAAAUCAGCUGCUGAAGCCGCUACGGCUUACGAUAGCGCAUCCAUCAAGCUACGGAAUUCUGAUGCUAACUCGCACCGGAACUUCCCUUGCAAUGAUUUCACCGUCCAUGAACCGGACUUUCAACAAACUAAGUCAACAGAAGAUGUGUUGAACAUGAUCAGAGACGGUUCUUAUCCACAUAAGUUCAAAGAGUUUCUCAGAGAUCAAACUCAGAAGGUCGUGAGUAUCAAUACCGUGGGAUCAAAACAGAGCCAAGGAGAUGAAGAAUCGGACAAGUGUUUCUCUUGCAAGGAGCUUUUUCAGAAGGAAUUGACUCCGAGCGAUGUAGGGAAACUCAACAGGCUUGUGAUACCUAAGAAGUAUGCAGUGAAGUAUUUACCUUUCAUAAGCGAUUAUCAAAACAAGAGAGAAGAUGGCCAAAAAGGAGGAGAUGUGGAUGAUGUUGAGGUUGUGUUUUAUGAUAGAGCAAUGAGACAAUGGAAGUUUAGGUAUUGUUACUGGAGAAGUAGUCAGAGUUUUGUCUUUACCAGAGGAUGGAAUGGUUUCGUCAAGGAGAAGAAUCUCAAGGAGAAAGAUGUUAUCGUCUUUUACACUUGCGAUGUCCCGAGCAAUGUCAAGACAUUAGAGGGUCAAAGCAAGAACUUCUUGAUGAUCGAUGUUCAUUGCUUUUCAGACCUCGGUUUUGUGGCUCCCGAGGAAGUAAACAAGACUGUUCAUAACAGUUUUGAGGAAAAAAUGAAAACAGAAAACUUAUUUAACUCGAAAUUAAAAGACGAAGAAACCAAAUCAGAGGAGAAGAAAGGAGGGUUUAUGCUAUUUGGUGUAAGGAUCCAAUAG